Naegleria gruberi is the source of this 681-nucleotide messenger RNA. RefSeq lists its product as uncharacterized. The record is from RefSeq and is a predicted model, not a curated record. The transcript has 2 exons. Lineage: Eukaryota; Heterolobosea; Eutetramitea; Acrasida; Naegleriidae. The coding region runs from base 1 to 681 and encodes 226 amino acids.
AUGCAAGGAAGAACGCUACUGCUUUUCACGCUCAUCCUUUUAUGUGUGCUAGCUUAUUGUUGUGUAGAGAAUGUUACUGCUGAAUCAUGGGGAAGUUUCUUGAGUCAAUCUAUGCAAGUUACAAAUGGAAAAUUAUUUUCAUCAUCAAAAAGAUCACAAGUUGUUUGUCCUCCAAAUACCUUUGGAAGUAAAUGUAAUAAUAAGGUGAAUCUCCCAGAUACAUAUCCUCUCAAAAAAGGUCCGUUAAUGAUUGGCCAGAUGGAGAUUAAUGAUGGAAAUUCUUAUUCAUGCGAGUGGACUAUUUUUGUUUUAGAAUUUAAUCAAAGUUUUAGUUAUCCCUGUUUUUUUGUCGUAGCCGAUACAACUGUUCCACCAAUCAAUUACACUCUAACCUAUUCAGUGUGGUCUGCAGGUUUCAUAAUUUUUUCAAAGGAUGUUGUGUUUAUUGAUGGGAUAAUUCCAACAUUGAAUACUAAGGUGACCUACAUGGGUGAUUUCAAUUUCUUGAUUGACAAACCAAUGAGCUGGGAUGAUUCUGCCAACACAUGCCAAGUUGGAAUAGUUCAACAAAAGAUUUCUUCAUUGCAAGAACUUUCAAAGUUGAAAAACUUAACUACAUUUGACAUUCCUUGCAAUUCAUCUUCAACAAUCAAGGUUCCAUAUUUUGGAUAUCCUUACUAA